This is a messenger RNA of Cuscuta epithymum, 1548 nucleotides long. NCBI's taxonomy places the organism in Eukaryota, Viridiplantae, Streptophyta, Magnoliopsida, Solanales, Convolvulaceae. The record is from the annotation of a GenBank genome assembly.
UAUACGUUGUUUUUCCCUGAAGUCCUCCAUCUGCUUGCGAGUGAUGGGGAGGCCGGUAUUGGAGUUCCGAGCAAUGGACGAUGACGCCUGGUACAGCGUGAAGGUGGACUUGAAAGGAGAAACUCUGUCGAUCGAGUUCCAUGGCGUUCAGGAGACCGUCAAAUUCGCGGCUUCCAAUUUUGAGUCGGAGAACGCCAUCGACCGCCUCGUCAGAAGGUUUAGGGUUGUUUCUCCGCAGCUUCAGGUUCGCGAAUGUCCUGGAAUCACAGAAGGCUCCCUUGUUUGCGCUGUAUGCAACACCUUCGGCGGGGACGACACGCGCUACUAUGAUGCCGUUGUCGAAGCAGUGAGUCACCUGCUCGCUCUAGAACACCUUUAGAUUCGGUGGACCGAAGAGACCAUUCAUUUGUGAAAGGAGAAUGUUUAUGCACCUUUGUGCUAUCAUGGCUUCAUGGUCCCAAAGUAGGACUUUUAACCAAUGCGAGUAUUGCAAGCAUAUGUACUGUAAAUGAUGAUGGCCAGAUUGAUCCAAUAAUAGCUUCCUUCUCAAAAUUGGCCAAAAGAAAAGUUUUAAAUUCCUCUGGCAAGAACACCGUUGUUUCUGCCAAUGAAGUAUCAGCCAGAUUAGCGCUCCCUAAAGGAGGAUGGAAUCAGUUGUUGUUCAUUGAUGAUAAGAGGAAACCUUCAUUCCAGGACAUUCAGAAUAAAUGGGAAUCAAUUUAUGGCAAUGGGGAAAGCGCAGGUGUAGAAACCUUGAGCGACCAUGAUUGUCAUCAAGAUCAAGAUCAAGAUCUAGGUGGUGAACCAUCAAACUGCUUUUUCAUAGUAAUUGGGAAUAUGGAGAGAAGCUUAUCACCAGCAUCAAUACAAGAGUUCAUAAACAGACAUGCUUGUGUUUCACCGGAAGUGUAUGUUUUGCCAAGUCCCCUGCCAACACACUUUACAAAAGCUGUUCUUUUAUUGGAUACAAAGAAGAAGCACGACAAAGUGUGCCAAUUUCUUGACAAUCCUGAUCAUUUUGUAGUGUCCAUGAGUGGAAGACCAUGGGUUUUGAUUGAAUGUGACACAAAGCUUGGAAUAAAUGGCAACUCACUCGGGAGCCUAGCGGACCUAGCCUGCGAUCAGGAUGAUAGUUAUUCGGAUAAUGAAGUAGCGAUGGUAGUUCAUUCCGGUUCUGAAGCGUAUAGAAGGGCCAAGCGAUUGAAGGAAUUGUUUAUGGACUUCUCUAACCAUGAGCAGCUGCUCUUGAAGAGAUUGAAAGAAGAAGAGGCGAGGGUCUUGUAGCAAAAUUAGGUUAGGUUGGAUGUACAGGAUGAAUUGUGUGACUCGUCUUCAGUUUUGUCGUCUAUAUGUAUAAUUGGGAAUGUUCAUUGCUUUGUUAUCAUUUGUGCAUAUGUAUGGGGGUGUUUGAUAACGAUUUGAUCAAUACUUUUUUGGCGAGGUUAGUUUCAACUGUUUUACUUCGUCAAACAACAUUAUUAUGCUAGAUAAAUGGUUAAAUAUUUUAUCUUGUUUUCAUUAAUAAAUUGAAAAUGAGAAACCACUCCG